Plasmodium relictum is the source of this 1719-nucleotide messenger RNA. Its product is annotated as serine/threonine protein kinase, putative. The transcript has a single exon. Gene Ontology annotation, cellular component: cytoplasm. Gene Ontology annotation, biological process: protein phosphorylation; intracellular signal transduction. NCBI's taxonomy places the organism in Eukaryota, Apicomplexa, Aconoidasida, Haemosporida, Plasmodiidae. Gene Ontology annotation, molecular function: protein serine/threonine kinase activity; ATP binding. The record is from RefSeq and is a predicted model, not a curated record. Bases 1 to 1719 code for a protein of 572 amino acids.
AUGAGUUUGUAUUUAAAAAAGACAUUUUUUAAAAAUUAUAAAACCAACUCAAAUUCUUUAUCAGAAUUUUCAUUUGAUAGCUAUAAGCACAAUAAUUUACCUUGUAAUAAAAAUUCUUUUAGUGAUAAUGAACAGAUAGGGUUGAAAUGUUAUAAUAAUAAAAGAAAUAGCACUUUUAAAAAAAUAAAAAAUAAAUAUAAUAAAGCAACUUAUCGUGAAGCGAAUGAAUGUAAAAUUAAAAAAAGCAAUUUCACACCAAAAAAUGAAUUAAAAAAAAAGCCCAACAUAAAUGAAAAGGAUCAUUGUUUUAAUGAAAUUUAUACAAUUUUUAACUAUGAUUACAUAAGAGUUAUUAGAAAUAUAAAAAAACUAAAGCAAGAAAAAGAUAAUAAAGAAAACAGUAAGUUUAAUGAGCUAUCCUAUUUUAAAAGUGAAAAAGAAAAAAUUGAUAUACUAAAUAAAAUUAAAAAUGAAAAAAUUAUCCAAUUUAAUCCAUUUAUGAUACAUAUAGAGAGUGAAUAUACUAUAUAUUCUAAAAAGUAUAAAAAAAUAAAUAUCAUCUAUGUAAAAGAAUAUGAUAAAAAAAAAAAAAAAUUUCUUGUAAAAAAAAAAGUUAAAAAAAUUUAUAAAUUUCCGAAUGAAAUUGUUUUUAGCCCAUUUUUAAAUAGCUUUAUAUGCUAUGAAAAUAUAGUAAAACUAGAAAAGUAUAUAACUAAAAAUUUAUAUCACGAAAAUAUUAUUAAAAUGCUAUCACAUUUUUAUUUUAAUGAUGAAAUUAUUACUUUUUAUGAAUAUGGAGGUACUUCUCUUAUGAAAUGGAAUAAAGAAAAAAAAAUUUUUCAGCUACAAGAAUUUCUAGAACAAAACGUAAAAAAGGAAAAAAAAAAAAAAAGGAAAAUAAAUAAUUCAUAUAAUAUCAUCAGUAAAGAGAAAAAAAGAAUAAAAUAUGAAAGUGAAAUUAUAGGGAAAGCAAAUAUAAUAAGACAACAAAACUCUUCUAUUGACUAUGAGAAUCACAAUAAAAUAAUCUAUCAAAAUAAGAAAAAAGCCAUUAAAAAUAACAUAUUAUUUUGUAAAAGAAAAGAAAAAGAAUCAAAAAAAAAAAAAAAAAAAAAAAAAAUUUUUGUAUAUCCAGAAUAUCUAAUAGCAGAAAUAUUAAGACAACUACUAAAAGUUUGUUUUUUUUUGUAUAAACAAAAAAUAUUUCAUAGCGAUAUUAAACCAUCUAACAUAGUAACAAAUAAUAUAAAAAAGAAAAAUUUAAACUCAAUUUAUUUUUGUAAAAAAACUAAUAAAUGGUAUAUAAGAAAAAAAGGAAAAGUAAUAAAAAAAAAUUUUUUUAUUAAACUAAUAGACUUUGAAUUCUCCCAAAAGAUUUAUGAAGAAAAGGCAAACACUGGUGGUACUACUUCUUUAUUUAAACCGUUAGAAGAUUUUCAAAAAAUGAAAAUUUAUGUUUCCUCAAAAAUUGUUUGGCUUUUAGGAAUAACAAUUUUUAUUUUAUCAACAGGCAAACAUCCUUUUAGUAAAAUAAACAAUGACAUGCAUAUUUUUUAUUUAAUUCAAAAUAAAAAAUUUAAUUUAAAUAGACAGUUUAUGCACUAUAAUUAUUUCUCUGAUUCUUUUAAAGAUUUACUUCAAAAAAUGUUAGAAAUUAAUUUUAAAAAAAGAAUUUCUUUCUUUGAUUUAUUUUUUCACCCUUUUGUGCUUUUCGGAUAA